Hyla sarda is the source of this 1474-nucleotide messenger RNA. It is a transcript of the gene SEPTIN7, whose product is annotated as septin 7. NCBI's taxonomy places the organism in Eukaryota, Metazoa, Chordata, Amphibia, Anura, Hylidae. The record is from RefSeq and is a predicted model, not a curated record. The transcript is spliced from 14 exons. Gene Ontology annotation, molecular function: GTP binding; GTPase activity; molecular adaptor activity. Gene Ontology annotation, cellular component: cell division site; septin ring; septin complex. The coding region runs from base 6 to 1337 and encodes 443 amino acids. Gene Ontology annotation, biological process: cytoskeleton-dependent cytokinesis; cilium assembly.
AUACCAUGUGGACAUCCAUUACCCCUGAAAUCUAUGAAUUCUGGAACUUUAUUGUUCCCAAAGUAGCUCAACAGAAGAACCUUGAAGGUUAUGUGGGCUUUGCCAAUCUGCCAAACCAAGUAUACAGAAAAUCUGUCAAGAGGGGGUUUGAGUUCACACUUAUGGUUGUAGGUGAAUCUGGUUUGGGAAAGUCAACACUCAUCAAUUCACUUUUCUUAACGGAUUUAUAUGCCCCAGAUUACCCCGGUCCAUCGCAUAGAAUAAAAAAAACUGUUCAGGUUGAGCAGUCAAAAGUUUUAAUCAAAGAAGGUGGAGUUCAGCUUCUCCUCACAAUAGUAGACACACCUGGAUUUGGUGAUGCAGUGGAUAAUAGUAACUGUUGGCAGCCGGUUAUUGACUACAUUGACAGCAAGUUUGAAGACUACCUUAAUGCAGAAUCACGGGUCAACAGACGUCAGAUGCCAGACAACCGUGUGCAAUGCUGUUUAUACUUCAUUGCUCCUUCCGGCCAUGGGUUGAAGCCAUUGGACAUUGAAUUUAUGAAGCGUCUCCAUGAAAAAGUCAAUAUCAUUCCACUUAUUGCUAAAGCUGAUACCCUCACACCAGAAGAAUGCCAGCAGUUCAAAAAACAAAUAAUGAAGGAAAUCCAGGAACACAAAAUUAAGAUCUAUGAAUUUCCUGAAACAGAUGAUGAAGAAGAAAAUAAGCUGGUGAAAAAAAUUAAGGACCGUUUACCACUUGCGGUGGUGGGUAGCAACACUAUCAUAGAAGUGAAUGGCAAGAGAGUAAGAGGAAGGCAGUAUCCAUGGGGAGUUGCAGAAGUUGAAAACAGCGAACACUGUGAUUUCACUAUACUGCGGAACAUGUUGAUAAGAACACACAUGCAAGAUCUGAAGGAUGUCACCAAUAAUGUACAUUAUGAGAACUACAGAAGCAGAAAAUUAGCAGCUGUGACUUACAAUGGUGUGGAUAACAACAAAAACAAAGGACAGCUAACAAAACUUGAAACAGUUGAAGGCAUGAGCCCUCUAGCUCAGAUGGAAGAAGAAAGAAGGGAACAUGUGGCAAAGAUGAAGAAAAUGGAGAUGGAAAUGGAACAGGUCUUUGAGAUGAAGGUUAAGGAAAAAGUUCAGAAGCUCAAGGAUUCUGAAGCAGAACUCCAGCGACGUCACGAACAGAUGAAAAAGAAUCUUGAGGCUCAGCACAAAGAGUUGGAAGAGAAGAGGCGUCAGUUUGAGGAGGAGAAGCAGAACUGGGAAACUCAGCAACGCCUACUGGAACAGCAGAAUUCUUCUAGAACCCUGGAGAAAAAUAAGAAGAAAGGGAAGAUCUUUUAAGACAUUUGUUGACCACCAUACUCUCUAUCAGUUGCCAACUUGCCAGCACAGACAUCAGUGUUUAUCAAAGCCAUUCUGCCACCUUUGAAACCAGUUGCAUCCAUUAAUGUUGGAUUAAACGGCAUGACCUUUUUUUU